Molecule: messenger RNA, 12466 nt
Organism: Doryrhamphus excisus (bluestripe pipefish)
Lineage: Eukaryota; Metazoa; Chordata; Actinopteri; Syngnathiformes; Syngnathidae
Source: RefSeq, a predicted model, not a curated record
UGUGACUUGUAGCCGUUGUACUCUGUGGUAGACGCUGAACUGACAUCCUUCCAUGAGGCUAGCAGGCUUUUAAUGAGGGCAAAGCAGCUUAGAAUUAUAUCCAAGCCCUCGGGAUGUAGCACAACAUAGACACACUUGAUAGCGUGCAGUCACCUCGCUCGUACUACUACAGACAUCCUCAAUCGCAGUCCUAAGUACUAGCUACAACUCACAAGACGUAAGGUAACAUUAUUGAUAUCUACUCUGCUGCUUAUGGAUUUGGCAAAACACACAAAGGAUGCUGCAUGCACGUGCAAGCUGACAUGAUAUCAUCAUGUUUUCCAGGACUUGAUGAAUAUCUGCCAUUUGUGGCUGUAGACAGCCACCAAGCACGGGCCCGGAGACAAUGUUUCAUUUGAUGAAGAAAGACAAAGAGAAGGACAAGGAGAAGAAAGACAAAAAGGAGAAGAAGGAGCGCAUGUCCCCCGCCGAGUUGAAGAGUCUGGAAGAGAUGAGCAUACGUCGAGGCUUCUUUCACCUCAAUCGGGGGAGCUCCAAGAAGGAAUCGAGGAGCAAGUUGGAGAUCUCGGGUCCUAUUCCCAUUAAGGUGGCAAGCAGCCAGGAUCUCAGCCUCACAGACCUGGAUGCUGAACACCCGACCAGCUGCAACAGCAUAGCGCAGGAUGUGGGACCUCUUGAGGAGACGAAGGACGUUGACCACGACCAAAUACGCAGCUCCGUAAAGGAGAGAGCGGCUAAGUUUGGGGAAUUAGCCAGGUUGAAUUCUUGGGCAAGCCUGAAGCAUCCAGCUAGCUCCCAAGGGAACAAUGCAUGUGAUGCUUCAAGACUUUACGGGCAGAAAUUGAGGCCACAGAUAUUUUACCAAGGGGGCAAAGGUCAAAAGCCAUACAGGGUUCACAUCCCAGAGCUCGUGGAAAAGACGUUCCCAGGGGUUGACCUGCAGUUACCUGCGCUCGUUGCCCCUCCAGUACCCGACCCGAGAGAACUGAAGCUAAAGCGGCGCAACACUGGAGAUUUUGGCUUCUCUCUGAGGCGGACCACCAUGCUGGACAGGCAGCCUGAUGGAGGCCUGUGUCGGCGGGUGGUGCACUUUGCUGAGCCCGGUGCUGCCGCCAAGGACGGGGUGCUGGGCCUGCUGCCAGGAGACAGGCUGGUGGAGAUCAAUGGGAUCAAGGUCGAGAACAGGAGCAGGGAUGAGAUUGUGGAGAUGAUCCGUCAAUCUGGAGAGUCUGUGCUGCUGAAGGUGCAGCCCAUUUUGGAGCUGAGUGAGUUGAAUCGCAGCUGGCUGAGGACCUCACAAGACCACAACAAGGAAGACUUCAUCGUUCAAGUUGACAACAAGGCAGAUGCUGUAGAUGCUAGUCAGUCACAGGCGAUCACCAAACCCGGGCUAGACACAGGAAGUGGUCCACACGCAACUGCAGCAUCAGCCGAAGAGACCACGAGUAACGCUGCAAUGGGCGGUCCAGACACUCCAGGAGACGAACAGAAGUCCGGUGGUAAAAAGGUGGUGAAGAUUGUGAGAAGAGUUGUUCGGCGUGUGGUUCCUGCAGGGACGGACCAGCAGAAUCAACAAGCUGUGUCCGAGGCCGCUAAGGCCACCUCAAGCUCAGCACCGAAAACCAGCAAGUCCUCUGGGGAGGAUAAGGAUGACCUCUCCAUGGGCUUGACCAGCCUCAUGGGCAGAGGAAGAACAAAGGAACACCGACCUCGCACUCGCACCCAAGACCGCAAAGAAGAUGUAAAAGAGGAGCUGAAACAGGAGGACACUAAUGUGGAACCGCCCGAGGAGUCUCCAUCCCCAAGUGUACCCAAGAGUACAUCAAACCCCCUCACACCACCGACGGGUUUUAACCCUUCACCCAAGCCUGACCCUUUGGCCCCACCUGCCGGCUUCAUCCCAGCCCCUAAACACAAUCUUCUGACUCCUCCGGCUGGCUUUAUACCUGCCAGAAAACCCAGUCCGGUUCCACCAAAACAGACUCAACUGGCAAGACCUGCAGGUUUCCUCCCUGUCCCAAAGACAGACCCUCUGGCACCCCCUGCAGGGUUUAUCCCAAAGCCACGUUCGGUUGCUGUGAAGAAAGCAGAGGUCCCAGAGCUCAUACCCACUGAGGAAGAUUACAAGCGUGUGAAAAGGAUCUUCACCAUCUCCGGCAAUGAUCCCAAGGCUUCCGAGGAUCCUGUGGCCAUUCUCCAAGCGGCACACUCGGCAGCGAAGGGCAAGACGGAAGAACACAUUGCUGCGGAGAGAGCCUGGUACAACACUGAAAAAGUAUGGCUCGUCCACAAAGAUGGCUUUUCCUUGGCAACUCUCCUGAAGACCGAUGCAGGCAGUCUGCCAGAGGGGAAGGUGAAAAUCCGCCUGGAGAGUGAUGGAUCUCUAUUAGACGUGGAUGAAGAUGACGUGGAGAAGGCAAAUCCUCCGUUGUUUGAGCGAGUGGAGGACCUGGCCUCUCUCCAGUACUUAAAUGAGUCCAGUGUGAUGCACUCACUACGGCAGCGCUAUGGCGGCAACCUGGUGCACACCUACGCCGGGACCAACAUGGUGGUCAUUAACCCCAUUAGUGCCCCUUCCAUGUACUCUGAGAAGGUGAUGCAAAUGUUUAAAGGCUGUAGGCGAGAGGACAGCGCCCCCCAUAUUUACAGCAUGGCCCAGUCUGCCUAUCGGAACCUCCUGACCACUCGCCAGGACCAGUCCAUCGUCUUGCUGGGCAAAAGUGGGAGCGGCAAGACCACCAACUGUCAGCACAUCAUCCAGUACCUUGUCAGCGUUGCUGGCAGCACCAACAAAAGCUUUUCAAUGGAGAAGUGGCAGGCGGUGUACACACUGCUAGAGGCCUUUGGGAAUGCUUCCACCUGUAUGAAUGGGAAUGCUAGCCGCUUCUCCCAUAUUGUUUCUUUGGAUUUUGACCAGUCGGGCCUGGUGACCUCAGCCUCUAUUCAGACGAUGCUUCUGGAGAAGACGAGGGUGACCAGAAGACCGGAGGGCGAGUCCACUUUUCAUGUGUUUUACUACCUAAUGGCUGGAGCUGACGGCGCUCUCAGAACGGAGCUUCACCUCAACCACUUUGCUGAAACCAACGUGUUUGGGAUCAUGCCUCCGACCAAGGUGGAGGACAAGCAGCGGGCCUCCCAGCACUUUUCCAAGCUGCAGGCCGCCAUGAAGGUGCUGGGGGUCGGUCACGAUGAGCAGAGAGCCUUCUGGCUGGUACUGGGGGCCAUCUACCACCUGGGAGCUGCGGGGGCGACAAAAGCUGGCAGGAAACAAUUUGCACGUCAUGAGUGGGCCCAGAAGGCAGCCUACCUGCUGGGCUGCACCCUGGAAGAGCUCUCCUCCUCCAUCUUCAAGCACCAGGCCAAGGGCACCCUGCCCAGAUCCAGCAGCAUCCGCCAGGCUCGGGAGGAAAGCGGUGCAGCAGACGCAGGACCCAAAGCUUCAGCCAUGGAGUGUUUGGAGGCCAUGGCGUCCGGCCUGUACUCUGAACUCUUCACCCUCAUCGUGUCUCUCAUCAACCGGGCCUUGAAAUCAAGCCAACUUCCUUUGUGCUCCCUGCUCAUCGUGGACACGCCGGGCUUCCAAAACCCCAGGCUGCUUAAGCGAGACUGUGGCGCAACUUUUGACCACCUUUGCCACAACUACACCCAGGAACGUCUGCAGGGUCUCUUCUACCAGCGCACCUUCCUCCAGGAGUUGGAGCGAUACAAGGAGGAGAACAUAGACAUCGUCCUGGAUGACCCAGAGGCCAACACGUCUUUGUCGGUGGCUGUGGUGGACCAAGCAUCAAGCCAAGCACUGGUGCGUAGUGGACAGACAGACGAGGCCCGUGGGCUCCUGUGGCUGAUGGAGGAGGAGGUUCUGCAGCCGGGGGCGUCGGAGGAAACGCUGCUGGGACGUCUGUUUAGCUACUACGGCCCAGCUGAAGGCGAGACCAAAGGUCACACUUUCCUUCUGAAGAGUGAAAAAGAAAAUCACUUCCUGCUGGGCCACAGUCACGGCACCGACUGGGUGGAGUACGACGCCAGAGGAUGGCUGAACUACGCCAAGCAACAUCCCGCCUCAACCAAUGCCAUCAGCCUGCUGCAGGACUCCCAGAAGAAGAUCAUCAGCUCCUUGUUCAUGAGCAGAGCAGGUGGCGCGACGGUGCUGUCGGGCUCCAUCGCGGGUCUCGAGGGCGUUUCCCAGCUGUCCUUGCGACGGUCCUCAAGCAUGAGGAAGACCUUCACUUCAGGCGUGGCUGCUAUCAAGAAGAAGUCCGUGUGCAUACAAAUAAAGCUUCAAGUGGAUGCUUUGCUGGACAUGGUGCGGAGGUCCAGGGUUCACUUUGUUCACUGCAUGGUGCCCAAGGCGGACGCCCUCAAAGCUCUAAGUGGAUCCCUCUUCAAAGGUGGAGAAAGUGAUUCUCAGGGGGAGGGUGGAGAUUGUGCUUUAAUGCAGCUCGACGUGGCCUUGCUCCGUGCUCAGCUGCGUGGAUCCAAGCUGCUGGAUGCUCUGCGGAUCUAUAGACAAGGUUACCCCGACCACAUGGUGUUCUCUGAGUUCCGCCGACGUUUUGAUGUGCUGGCGCCGCACCUCACCAAGAAGCACGGGCGGAAUUACAUCGUGAAGGACGAGCAGAGAGCUGCGGAGGAGCUACUGGAGUGUUUGGAUUUGGAGAAGAGCAGUUACCACAUGGGUGUGAGCAGGUUAUUCUUCAAAGCUGGCACUUUGGCUAAAUUGGAGGAACAGAGGGAUGAGCAAACCAAGCGCAAUCUAAUCCUAUUCCAAGCUGCGUGUCGGGGUUAUCUGGCACGGCAAGCCUUCAAGAAAAGAAAGAUUCAGGAUCUAGCAAUUCGCUGCAUCCAGAAGAACAUCAAGAAGAACCGUGGUGUGAAGGACUGGCCUUGGUGGAAAGUCUUCACAACAGUCCAGCCACUCAUUAAGGUUCAGCUCACCGAGGAGCAGAUGAGGAACAAAGAUGAGGAGAUCCAGAUGCAGAAGUCAAAGCUGGAGAAGGUGGAGAAGGAACGUAACGAGCUGAGACUGAACACGGAUCGCCUGGAGAGCAGGAUUGCAGACUUGUUGGCAGAACUGGCCGAUGAGAGGAGCACGAGUGAGUCAGCCUCCCAGCUGCUGCAGAGCGAGACCGCCGAGAGACUGCGUCUGGAGAAGGACAUGAAGGAUCUGCAGGCCAAGUUUGAUGUCGUGAAGAAGCAAAUGGAGACCCAGGAGAUGGAGGUGAUGGAAGCUCGGCUCCUGAAAACAUCAGAGCUCAACGGGGAACUGGACCCUGAUGAGGAUGCUGGAGGAGAGUGGCGGAUCAAGUAUAACAGUGCCAUCCGGGAAAUGGAGUUCACCAAGAAGAAACUCCAGCAGGAUUGGGAUGACAAGCUGGAAACGGAGCAGCAGAGCAAAAGACACCUGGAGAGAAGGCUGGCCGACCUGAAGGCCGACAACGAGGAUGUGCAGCGCUCGGUGCAGCAGCUGAAGAAGAAGAGCCAGAAGCUGACGGCUGAGCUGCAGGACACCAAACGGCAUCUGGAGGGCCUCCACAGCCGCAACCAUGACUUGGAAAAGAAACAGAGGAAAUUUGACACGGAGCAGAACCAGGCCCAGGCUGAGGUCCAAAGAGAAAAGAGUCUGAGGGAGAAGCUGUCCCGAGAGAAAGACACCAUGACAACAGAGAUGUUUAACCUCCGCCAGCAGCUUCAGGAAAAGGACUCGGACUUGGCUGCUGCCAACGUGAUGGUGCAGCAGCUUGAAGCCGAGCUGCAGGAUCUGUCUUCACAGGAGUCCAAGGAUGAAGCCUCACUCGCCAAGGUCAAGAAGCAGCUGCGUGACCUUGAGGCCAAGGUGAAAGACCAAGAGGAGGAGCUGGAUGAACAGGCUGGAAGCAUCCAGAUGCUGGAGCAGGCGAAGCUGCGUCUGGAGAUGGAGAUGGAAAGGCAGCGGCAGAGCCACUGCAAAGAGAUUGAGAGCAAGGAUGAAGAGGUGGACGAGAUCAGGCGGUCCUGCAGUAAGAAGCUGAAACAGAUGGAGGUGCAGCUGGAGGAAGAGUACGACGAUAAGCAAAAAGUCUUGCGUGAGAGACGUGAGCUGGAGUCCAAACUGCUGAGUGCACAGGACCAGGUGAGCCAGAGGGACGUGGAGACGGAGAAGAGGCUGAGGAAGGACUUGAAGAGAACCAAGGUCCUGCUGGCAGAUGCUCAGAUUAUGUUGGACCACCUGAAGAGCAACGCCCCGAGCAAGAGGGAGAUUUCCCAGUUCAAAAAUCAACUGGAAGAGUCAGAGUUCACGUGUGCGGCGGCCGUGAAGGCUCGAAAGGGCAUGGAGUUGGAAAUAGAGGACUUGCAUAUACAAAUGGAGGACGUGGCCAAAGCCAAAGCGGCGCUGGAGGAGCAGGUGAGCCGCCUUCAGCGAGAGAAGAACGACAUGCAGUCUCGCAUGGAGGAGGACCAGGAGGACAUGAAUGAUCUGAUGAAGAAAAACAAGGCCGCUGUCUCCCAGUCUGCCAGAGACUUGGGCCAAAUCAGUGACCUCCAGGCGCAGCUGGAGGAGUCCACCAAGGAGAGGCAGGAGAUCCAAGAGAAGCUACACUCGCUGCAAAGCCAGCUGGAGUUCCAGGAGCAGUCCAUGGUGGACAAGUCCCUGGUGAGCCGUCAGGAGGCCAAGAUCCGCGAGCUGGAGACCAAACUGGAGUACGAGAGGACGCAGAUUAAACGUCUGGAGAGUCUGGUUGGUCGUCUGAAGGACAACCUGGAGAAGAUGACUGAGGAGAAAAACCAGCGCAUUGCUUCAGAGAACAGGGAGAAGGAGCAGAACAAGCGCAUGCAGAGACAGAUAAGGGACAUCAAAGAAGAAAUGGCGGAGGUGUCCAAGAAGGAAUGCGAAGCCAGCCGCAAGAAACACGAGCUGGAAAUGGACAUCGAGAGCUUAGAGGCAGCCAAUCAGAGCUUGCAGGUGGACCUGAAACUGGCCUUCAAGAGGAUCGGAGACCUGCAGGCGGCCAUCGAGGACGAAAUGGAGAGCGAUGACAACGACGAGCUCAUCAACAGUUUGCAAGACAUGGUGACAAAGUAUCAGAAAAGGAGGAACAAAACCGGGGAUGAAACAGACACAGAUUCUGAGGUGGAGGACCGCGUGGAUGGAGUUAAGUCCUGGCUCUCCAAGAACAAAGCCUCCUCUAAAGCCCAGUCGGACGAAGGAAGUCUGAAGAGCACCAGAUAUUCAGCAAAUGCAGAUGGCAAAGAUGUGAAAGAUGCUAAGGAGAAGACAAGUGAUGGAAGUCCAGAUGGCAAAGAUGCAGAGCAGAGCAGGUCUGUCUCUGCCAUGAGCUCCCUGAGCUACCGGAAGCGCUCCCACCUCAAAGACUCCAUCGGGGGUACGGGCGAUGAGAGCUCCCUUUUUAGCACUCUAAAAGAACAGCCCGACACACCGGACCACACCUCCAUCCGCAAAGCCAAGUCCAAGGAUCUCCAGGAAGACUGGAAGAAGAGCCAAACACAGGAAGACUUGGACGAUAAAGGCUCCGUCAUCUCCAUGGCUUAUUCCGAGGCCACCAGCAGAGCGAGGAAGGGUCUGGAUUCACGAUGGACGUCCCGAAGCAGCCCUGAAUUUGACAAAGACUCCGUUGUAUCUUCUGUGGCACCCAGCAGGAGGUCCACCAGGAGGGGGAUGUUGGAUGAUGACAACAAGUCCACCAUCAGCAGCGUGAGCCACUCCACCCCACCAUCUCUGCAUCGGAGCAGUUCUUGGAGAGACGACAGGCGCAGCAGCUCUCGGCUGUCCCUCGCUCGUAGCUGUGGCCUCAGCGAGUUUGGUGUUCACGUAGAUGAUGAUGAUGAUGAUGAUGGGCGGAGUGUGGCGUUUACAGAAGCAGGGACUUCGCCUUACAGUCCUCGCUCCCACCCCCGUAGUCUCUCCACCCCUGCCCGGCCUCGUUCUUCUGACGGCAACCCGCCAGAUACGUCUGACAUCAGGCCUGUCACACACCGGAACUACUUGGACCCGGACUUGGAGGCCGCCAUUAACGAGGUGCUCAGCUUCAAACCCAUAAAGUUCAAGCGAAGCAAGCUUGAUGAGUCCAGUGAUGAGGACGCAGAUGAGAAGAAGGACGUGGGAAGCAAGGAUGGUCGGAAGAAGUCAGAUGACGAAGGGCUUGGUUGCAGCAAACCCAGCGUGCUUCGCUCGGCAUCCAGCUCCGCAUUGGACUACGCCGGCCGACCUUCCAGCACCCUUAGUACCGCAUCUCGCGGUCGUAAGGAUAAAAAGAGCAAAGUCUCUCCGUCGGAUGACUCGUCUUCAGAUGAUCGUCACAGCAGGAGGAGCUCGAGGAGAAAGAAGGGCAAAAAGUCCAAGAGGAGAUCCAAGAAGAAGGAGAGUGAUUCAGAGGAUUCCUCCUCAUCCUCAGAGUCAUCCGAGUCCUCUUCCGAUUCCACUGUCUCAUACCGCAGCUCCAACAGCGUUAAAAAGAGCCCCAGACGGCCAUCCGAUGAUGAGAAGGGAAAUGGGAAUGGGAGUGGUGGGACAUCCAAGAGGAAGCAGAAGAAGAUGGAUAACCUGGUGAUGAAGUACCUCUACAGGCCGGACAGUGACUGAUAGCAGCCCACCAAGCCCUCCUGCAGCCAGGCGACAUCUGACCCUCGGCAGAUCUGACGAAGAGGACGAGGUGGACUGAAAGAGCAGCGGCAGCCAAAGAGGCCGAGCGACAUCGAGGGCUCGCUGGACGUGAGCACGACGUAACAAACUGGGGUCACCUUGUGAAGCCAACCAGGAGGGAGAGCAUCCCGCAGAGAACAGCGCUUUCAUUUGGGGAUUAUGUCAUUGUUGUUCUUCAUCUCCUCACCCCCCCCACCCCCCCUUAAUAAACGUCAUGCAUCAUAUUGGCGUAAGGCAGAAGUUGAGAUAAUUUGGAGAAAAAGCUUCUGAUGUAUUUGAAAGAGCUGCUUUUCAGGCACAUUUAAGCGUUCCUCUGCACUUCCUGUCUAUUCAGCCCUGCCAAGAGGAUUUAGAUAAGCCUGCUCUGGAUGGACUUCUCCAAGAAAGUCUGACCAGCUGCUAAGACUUCUCUUAUCUCUUCCUUAUGCAUGUGGACUGGCGCAGCUGGCUCCUUUUUCAAUUCAUUCUGCUUGAUUCUACUUGAUUUGAUGAACAAAUGGACAUCCCGAUGGACACCCCAAUGGACGCCCCGAUGGACACCCCGAUGAACUCCCCAAUGGACAUCCCAAUGGACGCCCCAAUGGCCACCCGAUCACCCGUUCACACUGAAGCAAGCGUACUGAAUGUUGGUCUGUCUUCACACGAUACUGUACAUUACACUACCAUGCCAGUAGGCUUCAUUUGGAGGAAUAUUUCAUACUUCAUUCUGUCUUUCAAAUGGAAGUUAUUUGCUUGGGGUUUAUAUGUUUUUAUAUGCGUGCACAUUAAUUAAUUGUUUUAAAGCCAAGCGUGUCGCUGUUGCAUAUUUAAAGUUUAGAAUAUUUAGUAGUGGUGUCACAAGACAAGACGAUACACAAGAUUGGCUCUACGAGAACGAGACAAGAUGUUAACUUUUGUUGAAAGUACAAUGGAAAAGUAAAUACGGCAAUAUAUUGUAAUCUAAUCAUUUCAUUUCUAUGUUACACUCUGUGUGGAUGCGAGCAGCCCCGCCUCCACCCACCCAAACAAAUAAUGGAUGAGGCCUAGUUGCCACCAGACAUCUUCUCUUCAUUGGUUUAUGAUCAUCCCAGGCCUAGUUCCCACCAGAUAUCUUCUUCUCGUCAUUGGUUUAUGAUCAUCCCAGGCCUAGUUCCCACCAGACAUCUUCUCGUCAUUGGUUUAUGAUCAUCCCAGGCCUAGUUCCCACCAUACAUCUUCUUCCCACCAGACGACUUCUGAACGAGAAGCCUUGACUGGCAACCAGGCCAUCUUGUGAGAUCUUGUGACACCUCUAAUAUUUAGUGCCAAAUUGUGGAUUUUUGUGUUUUAUUUGAAGAAAAUCCGUCAAUAUUGUUCCAUGCCGAGCUGCAACUAACCUUUAUUUGCUUAGUCCAUUCAUCUGAAGCUCGCUUUGAUGGACGGAGCAAAUCAAUAUGAAGCAAAGACACGCAGUUAGUGCUUUGGUACGCAACAUAUCAGACAAGAGGCCAAAACGUCCAUCAGUCUUUUCCAAAGUAAAAGCUAGUGUGUGUGUGUGUGUGUGUGUGUGUUCUGCUUUCAUGCACGACUAAGGACCUUUGAGGCUGACAUCAGAGGAUAUUUAUAUUUGUUCCCCAAAAGACCAUAAAAGCCAAAACAGUUGCAAUGGGUAGUUGAUUAAUGAUUGAUUUAUGGAUUCAUUGUUGCGUCUAUUGAAUAUGUCAAAGCUUGUUACUGACACGCUUCAUGACGUGGCUGAGACUGCAUUCUCUAGUUUUCAUGGACAAAGUGAAGUUUCCUUUUGUUUGCUGAUGUGAUGGAAGCAGCAUCACAUGGGAAACUCCAAAACGUGAAAGAUGAGCAGCCACCAUCGCUGCAGACAUCUUUGAUGUGAGCAGGCCCGAUACUUACCCAGUGAAAAGGUUCUUGCAGGUUUCCAGACUGCUGCCUUCACCUCGUCUCCUCAUUUCUGGAAGAUUUCCAGUCAAGAAAUGCAGCUUGCCGUCCUUUGGAGGUCAUGUGGAGGAAUGAAGUCUUUCCACAGGCUUCUCCCGCGAGACGGCAGAGGAAACAAACAAUGCAUGGAAAUGAAGCAAAGCUGCAGGGAAUGUUGCUGCGGCAUCUGAAUGUUUGAAGAUGUACGCCGCACAGCUCCUCACCGCAAACCAAGAUGGAGGCUAAUGAAGAAAACGUUCCAAGAUGAUUCCACCGACGUUGGAGGCAGCGCCAGCGGUUGGAGGGAGAGCCAAUGGGCAGCCAGCAGCGAGGCAUUGAAUAGACAUAAUCAGGCACUGACUAGAAAAGAGAAAGUCCAAAGUGUUUGCUGAGACGCUUCCAAGAUUGCCAGAUGGACACAUCGGCCGCCGACGGUGGCCGGUUCCUGUUGGCGGCUGCAAGUCGCUGAGCGCGGGUGUCGGAGUGACGAGCAACUGACAUUUACAAUCUCUCAGCACUCAAGUGUGACCCCAAACUUGGCCACGGUGGAUGGUUUGAGUCAUUGCUGGCUUUUAUGUCUUCAUCCUCUUCCACUCGCCUUCCUGCAUCCCCUUCCAGUCGUUCUAGUCAUUCCCGUAGCUCAUACUUUCACUACGCAUUACUUCUGAAAUUUUACUCAAUGAAAAGUUAAAUCUUUUUAGUCCACUUGAAGUCCGUUUUCUUCAAAAUAUGAUUUAUGUCUAAGUAUUGGAACUCAGAUGAAGGAAAAAGAUGUGAUAAAAAAUACACUGUACACCAAAGUGUACAUGUCAGUACAAAGUCAAAGUAUCUUCAAAAACACAAUAAAAGUCUUCAUAAAGACAAUAUCAUAUCAAACAUAUCAUAUAUCCAUAAAGACAAUAUAUAUCCAUAAAGACAUAUCUCCAUAAAGACAAUAUAUAUCCAUAAAGAUAAUAUAUAUCCAUAAAGACAAUAUAUACCCAUAAAGACAAUAUAUACCCAUAAAGAUAAUAUAUCUCUAUAAAGACAAGAUAUAUCCAUAAAUACAAUAUAUACCCAUAAAGAUAAUAUAUCUCUAUAAAGACAAGAUAUAUCCAUAAAGACAAUAUAUAGUAUAUCCAUAAAGACAAUAUAUCUCCAUAAAGACAAUAUAUAGUAUAUCCACAAAGACAAUAUACGUAUCUCCAUGAAGACAAUAUAUAUCCAUGAAGACAAUAUCUCCAUGAAGACAAUAUAUAUCCAUACAGACAAUAUAUCUCCAUGAAGACAAUAUAUAUCCAUACAGACAAUAUAUAGUAUAUCCAUAAAGACAAUAUAUAUCCAUAUAGACAAUUUCUAUACAUAAAGACAAUAUAUCUCCAUCAAGACAAUAUAUAUCCAUAAAGACAAUAUAUAGUAUAUCUAUAAAGACAAUAUAUCUCCAUCAAGACAAUAUAUAGUAUAUCCAUAAAGACAAUAUAUAUCCAUAAAGACAAUAUAUAUCCAUAAAGACAAUAUAUCUCCAUAAAGACAAUAUAUAUCCAUAAAGACAAUAUAUCUCCAUAAAGACAAUAAGAUACGUUACAAAGAUGUGAUAUCCAAAUAUCCCAUCUUGUCCAAAUAGCAAACGGCGCCAGUCAGCAUCGAGCAUGUCAGACGUGCCACAGCAGGGGUCCCCAGCCGGUUCAUGGAUGGGAAACGUUCAGACGCACUCCUAAAAUAGAAAAAAUAAAAAUGCUUCCAUUAUUCUUGUCAAAUUGCAACUUGAAUUUGUUGUCUUCAUACUUGGACCUGAUUGUUGCCAGAUUGUGUUUCAUCCUUUGUACUGCUGUGUUUUGGUUCUUGGGAAUUCUUGCUGGGAAUGUUUGGAGUCGUCCAACCAAACCCGCUCAGCGUCUGCAGCUUCGCUGAACAAAUAAAAGCCUCGGACUUCCAAGAUGAUGGAAUCAAAUCCAA